AUGAACACAUUUCUAAAAUUAAAUAUUCUCGUAAAUCUUAAUCAUCAACGUUGUUAUUUAUCAACAAGUCCAAUUCUUCAUAGUUGGUUUAUUAAAUUAACAAAUGUUACACAAGUUAAUACAGAAGCAGCAAUACCAAAACAUACACGAAAACGAAAUUAUCCAUUAACUUAUGAACAAAGACAAUUUCCAAAAUUAAUUGGACAUACAAAAACUUGGAAUACAUUUAAUACAUCAAAUUUACGUGAUGGUAAACGUAAAGCAGAAACAUUAAACAGUUAUUCUCAUAAUUAUCAUCUUGUCUCAUUCAUUGAUUCAUUUGCCAAAUAA
Molecule: messenger RNA, 330 nt
Organism: Rotaria sp. Silwood2
Lineage: Eukaryota; Metazoa; Rotifera; Eurotatoria; Philodinida; Philodinidae
Source: the annotation of a GenBank genome assembly